Messenger RNA from Rosa chinensis, 1257 nucleotides. RefSeq names its product isoflavone reductase homolog. The transcript is spliced from 4 exons. Lineage: Eukaryota; Viridiplantae; Streptophyta; Magnoliopsida; Rosales; Rosaceae. Gene Ontology annotation, molecular function: oxidoreductase activity. Bases 39 to 995 code for a protein of 318 amino acids. The record is from RefSeq and is a predicted model, not a curated record.
UAAUAACGGAAGACAUAACCAGAGAGCUAGGCAAAGACAUGGCAAAUGCAAAGAGCAACCUUAAGGUUCUUGUGGUAGGUGGUACUGGAUAUAUUGGGAGAAGGAUUGUUAGUGCAAGCCUAGCACAAGGCUACCCGACUUAUGUCCUUCAAAGGCCGGCAACGGAGAUUGGCCUCGAUAUUGAGAAACUACAAAUGCUCUUGUCGUUUAAGAAGCAAGGGGCUCAUCUCGUGGAGGGUUCGUUUUCUGAUAUCCAAAGCCUUGUCGAUGCCGUGAAACAAGUUGACGUUGUCAUUUGCACCAUGUCGGGGGUGCAUUUCCGGAGUCACAACCUUUUGUUGCAGCUCAAGCUUGUUGAAGCCAUUAAACAAGCUGGAAAUGUUAAGCGCUUCUUGCCAUCAGAGUUUGGUUUGGACCCGGCGCGUAUGGGACAUGGACUUGAACCAGGAAGAGUAACAUUUGAUGAGAAAAUGGUGGUGAGAAAGGCAAUAGAAGACGCCAACAUCCCCUUCACUUAUGUGUGUGGUGCUGGCUUCGCCGGUUAUUUUGCGGGCAAUCUCUCUCAGAUGGGAACACUUGUUCCUCCGAAGGACAAAGUCCUUAUUUAUGGAGAUGGCAACACUAAAGUAUCUUUCAUGGACGAAGAUGACAUUGGAAGCUAUACAAUCAAGACAAUAGAUGAUCCGCGAACUUGCAACAAAACAUUGUAUCUUCUUCCGCCCGAAAACCUACUCACUCAAAGACAAUUGGUGGACAUUUGGGAAAAUCUUGUUGGAAAGAAACUAGAGAAAAUUUCCCUUUCUAAAGAAGACCUCCUUGCCUCUAUGAAAGGUAUGGACUAUGCAGGCCAGGUCGGGGUGGGGCAUUUCUAUCACAUUUUCUAUGAAGGCUCUUUGACAAACUUCGAAAUAGAGGAGGAAGGAGAAGAAGCUUCAAAGCUUUAUCCAGAAGUGAAAUACACCCGCAUGGAUGAAUACUUGAAAAUUUAUGCAUAAGAAUGAAAUAUAUGUCUCUGCAAUCUAUAUCUAGAAUCACAAUUAGCAGAUGGACAUAAUCAUCAUGUAAACACACCAACUCACCAAGACAUAAACGCGGGCUCGUGUGGCCAAGCAUGUGCAGCACUCUUUGCAAACUCUCAAGUGUGCACAGAGCCCCCCUAUUUAUGGUGACCACGAUCACUUAGUCUUCCAUUUUUCUAUCACUCUUGACGAUAUAUGUAUAUGAGAAACAAGAAAUAAUAUUACUAAGUUUUCGAAA